This is a messenger RNA of Phascolarctos cinereus (koala), 1774 nucleotides long. It is a transcript of the gene TLX2, whose product is annotated as T cell leukemia homeobox 2. Gene Ontology annotation, molecular function: DNA-binding transcription factor activity, RNA polymerase II-specific; RNA polymerase II cis-regulatory region sequence-specific DNA binding. Lineage: Eukaryota; Metazoa; Chordata; Mammalia; Diprotodontia; Phascolarctidae. Gene Ontology annotation, cellular component: nucleus. Gene Ontology annotation, biological process: regulation of transcription by RNA polymerase II; animal organ development. The record is from RefSeq and is a predicted model, not a curated record.
GCAGGUCCUUUCCCCAUGGAUCCGGUCGGACUAGCACCGCAGACUCUCCAGCACCAUGAACCCAUCAGCUUCGGCAUCGACCAGAUCCUGAGCGGCCCCGAGCCCCCUGGCAGCGGCUGCCUUGGCCCAGGUCCCGGCCGCGUGGGGCAGACUGAAGGUGCACUGUAUACUGGCGGGUACGCUGGGCCCUCGGGCUAUGGCCCCUCGUGCUCAUUGGCCUCUCUUCCGGGGAGUCACGGCGGGGGGUCUGCGGGGGGCGUCAUCCGCGUCCCCGCCCAUCGGCCCCUCCCCGUGCCGCCCCCCACCGGGGGCCCGACUGCAGCCCCAGGCACCCCCGGGCUAGGCGCUGGAAGCGGCCUAUCAGGCCUUACCUUCCCCUGGAUGGACAGCAGCCGCCGUUUUGCCAAGGACCGGCUCACAGCUGCACUGUCCCCGUUCUCUGGGGCCCGCCGCGUGGGUCACCCUUACCAGAACCGGACGCCGCCUAAGCGAAAGAAGCCGCGCACAUCCUUUUCCCGGGCACAGGUGCUGGAGCUCGAGCGGCGCUUCCUGCGCCAGAAGUACCUGGCUUCUGCCGAGAGAGCGGCGCUAGCCAAGGCCCUGCGCAUGACGGACGCGCAGGUCAAGACGUGGUUCCAGAACCGGCGGACCAAGUGGCGGCGGCAAACUGCCGAAGAGCGAGAGGCCGAGAGGCACCGCGCAGGGAGGCUGCUCCUGCACCUCCAGCAGGACGCCUUGCCUAGGCCGCUGCGGCCGCCACUGCCCCCCGACCCUCUGUGUCUCCACAACUCCUCACUGUUUGCGCUGCAGAAUCUGCAACCCUGGGCUGAGGACAACAAGGUCGCAUCCGUGUCUGGCCUCGCCUCUGUUGUCUGAGGAGGACCCUGGUUCAGAACCUGGGGAAUACAUUCCACGCCCUCCAGGACAUGGCCAAACACUGCAUCCCUAGAGCCUAUCCACAGACCGGACACCGUGCCUUCUGUAGGGUUGACCAGAUACCAUCUGAUACCCACUUGGACGGGAUAUCUUGUCUUGUCUCCAUAUCAAACACUUCCCUCCUGCACAGACAGGGCUGGUUUGGCACUCUCACCUGGACCUGGUUGGACGCUUUGACUUCUGCAGUGUUGGCCUGUUACCUAUACCCACUUUUACAGAGCCAGACAGCCCUUGGCCACCAACUGUCCAUGCAUGGAAGGAUCUACACACUGGCCCCCAGUAGGACUCGGCUAGACACCCCUGCCAGAAGAGGACCCCCUUCCUCAACCCUCCUGUACCCCCCCCCCGUGCUCCCCUCCCAGACCGGCCACAACAUCCCUCCAUUUGGCCAGACACUUCCUCCUUGUCCCCUCCCUACUGGAGGCCAAGUCCCAGGUUCUGUUCUGAUGCGGUAGGACACCCCCUCUCCCCCCGCACCCUACCUCCACUGAGCUUUCGAUGUGAGGGGGAGGGGAAGGGCAAGCUCACUGGCUACUUGAGGCCACGGAUACUUAAGAGCUGGACAGUGGGGAGUGGGGCUGGAGAAGUGGCCAGGACAUGCCUUCGCCAGGUGCCUCCUCCUUCUUCCUCCUCCUCUCCCCCUAAUUGAUUAGCUCGGGGAAUAAAAAGUCCAUGAGUCGGAAGCGAGCUCUGUGGACUCAGGCAGGUUCCUUUUUCAACUCCGUAAAGGAGACCUCGGCUGCCUGGAAGGAGGGGGCUCCUUCCCUUUCCUACCCCGCCCCCUCAUUUCCCUCUCCCCUGCCCUCCCUUGUUAUGGAUCGGCUCCCGUUGCGGAUUC